Messenger RNA from Notothenia coriiceps (black rockcod), 2294 nucleotides. RefSeq names its product dpy-19 like 4. Gene Ontology annotation, cellular component: nuclear inner membrane. Bases 26 to 1330 code for a protein of 434 amino acids. The record is from RefSeq and is a predicted model, not a curated record. Gene Ontology annotation, molecular function: mannosyltransferase activity. Lineage: Eukaryota; Metazoa; Chordata; Actinopteri; Perciformes; Nototheniidae. The transcript has 11 exons.
UCUCCUCUCCAUAUGGGAUGUAUAGAUGGCAGAGAUCCACAUGGUGUACGUCAGCGCUUUGCUCCUGGCCUUCUUUUCACAGUUUCAGAACGCAGGCCUCCUCAGCUCGCCGCUGGUCAGCCUCCUGAUUGGCACAUGGGUUGCCAGGAACUACCAGCAAAAGAUGAAGACGGGCCCUUUUCUGUCCAGAGUGAUGAAGCUCUUCGUAUAUUUCCACCUAGUCUUUACCACAGGGAUCACCUUCAGUUAUCUGGUCAAGAAAGUCGUUCAAGGAGAUGAGAGUGACUUCUUCUUGAAAUUCCUUGAAGUCAAAUUUGGGCUCAACACAACGACUGACUUUAUCACCAAUUUCCUCCUGUGCCAAGAGAGUUUCCAGGUCCCGGGUCAGGACUUAUUUCUGCGCCUGACGCAGGCCUCAGUCCUUCCCUUCUACUUACUGGUGCUCACUGUGUGCCUGCUGUCCACCCUUCAGACCAUUUACAGGAGACUCAGUGGGCUGCCGAUGAAAACCAACCUCAAACUUGAAGAUGGGCGAAUAGGAGAGCAGCCCGAGGUCAUCUAUCAUGUUUUUCACACGUUGAUUUUUGGAGGCCUGGCUCUUCUGUUUGAUGGGAUGAAAUAUUUAUGGACCCCGUACGUCUGCAUGUUCACAGCGUUCGGUGUGUGUUCUCCGGAACUCUGGAUGACUGUGUUUAGGUGGCUCAAACUCAAGUCCAUCCACCCUGUAGUUCUGUCUCUCAUCCUGAGCACAGCGGUUCCUACCAUCAUUGGUUUCAGUUUGUGGAGAGAGUACUGCCCUCGUGUCUUAGCAGAGCUGUCAGAAGUGCAGGAGUUUUACGAUCCAGAUAAAGUGGAGCUGAUCAGCUGGAUCAAGUCACAGGCUCCAGCAGCGGCGGUCUUUGCCGGCAGCCCUCAGCUGUUGGGAACCGUGAAGUUGUGUUCAGGUGCAACCGUGACCAGUUUACCGCUUUAUACAGAUAUCAAGCUGCUGAGGAGGACUGAAGACACUUACCAGGUGUAUGCAAUGAGAUCUGCAGAGGACAUUUAUAAGAUUCUGACUUCUCAGAAGGCUAACUAUGUGAUCAUCGAAGAGUCCAUUUGUAACGAGCUGAGUGUUAAUAAAGACUGUAGGAUCAAAGAUCUGCUUGAUAUUUCCAAUGGACACGUGGUUUAUGACAAAGGAGAGGUUUACUCGUUCUCCAAGCACGGAAGAUUCUGCCAAGAGAUAAAGAUGAACUACUCGCCUUACACCAACUACUUUACCCGGGUCUUCUGGAACCGCUCGUACCACGUGUACAAAGUGAACUCUGUCAUCUCCUUUCAGUACUGAGAGCAGCUCCACCUUCCUGCUGAGACUCAACUGAGCCUGACUCUGCCCUUCUCCAGUGUUCCUUGUCCAAAAAACAAAGGACUCUGGGAAAAUGUCUUAUCACUGGUACUUUCCACAUCCUGGCGAUGGUGAUGAUGCAAAUUCAGACAUACAUAUUGUCCUGGUUUUGGCCUACGCAUUGUUAAAAUCAACAUGAAAUGUCUCAUUUUAGGAUAAAAUAUGCCAUCAAUCAAGCCAUGUGUUACUGCAAUGUAUUUAAUGAAGGGAGAGUUUAAUAUGUGAGUUGUGUGCUCACGUUGUACAGAAGCUGAGAGCAGGUGUGGUUGAUGAGAUUUUGCAAAAGGGAAGUGAUAAAGUAAAAGUGAGCAAUGUUAAAGAACAUUAGCCCGUGAAUAUAUAUUUGCAGCUCGUUAGCAAACCUUAGGAAGAUGAAAAAGUUGUGAUAUCACAUUUGAAGUGUAAAGCUGCUUCAAAGAAAAGAAAGAUGAACAAUUGUGGAGAGACAGUUUGUUUUUAAUGUGUCUUAUGUGCUCUGCUUUUCCCAUUUUAAACAGGCUUUCUUUUCAAAUCCCCCUCGUUUUAUGUGAACUCAUAUUUUGAUUGAUUGAACAUGCAUGGACAAAGGCACAACAUGUGUGAACUUUCUUCCAGCCUUAAAGUGAAGUGGAUGCUGGUUCUGAAAAUACUCAUUUCCAACGCUUUGUGUCAUCAUACUCUUCAUCUGGAUGCCUUAUUUUGAGAUGUAUGACCUGACUGACUGUUUACCCAUCACAGUUUAAGUUAAGCCUCAGCCUGACCAUUUCACCUCCUCUGGUUCUUACCUAAAGUAUUUGGUGGUUAUUUCCUCUGAUGCAAUAAUGCAAUUCGUACCAAUGACUGUCCCUCUGCAAAAGGCCUAGCAGUAAAUAUUAGUUGUUUUUUUGGAUUAUGGAAAAUAAAGUGUGUAUGAGUUGUUAAAUACAAA